Trichophyton rubrum CBS 118892 is the source of this 471-nucleotide messenger RNA. RefSeq lists its product as uncharacterized. The record is from RefSeq and is a predicted model, not a curated record. Gene Ontology annotation, molecular function: triacylglycerol lipase activity. Lineage: Eukaryota; Fungi; Ascomycota; Eurotiomycetes; Onygenales; Arthrodermataceae. Gene Ontology annotation, biological process: lipid catabolic process. Bases 1 to 471 code for a protein of 156 amino acids. The transcript has a single exon.
AUGGAAGAUAUAUUCCGUUAUUUUAAGGGAGGAGAGAAGUCUGGUUUAUUUACUGAUCCCAGAGUGAAGGCGAUUCUAGACCACAACGCCCUGCCGCAAGGAGUACCAGAGGUUCCUAUUCUCAUUCUCAAAUCGGUAAAUGACGAGAUUAGUCCAAUAUCCGAUACUGAUGCCCUGGUGGAGAAUUAUUGCUCCGGCGGUGCCACUAUCGACUAUAAACGGGACCUGCUAUCUGUACAUACCACUUUAGCUGUCACCGGGGCGCCACAGGCAAUACUCUGGCUCAGGGACCGUCUUGACGGAAUAAAUGUUGAGAAAGGAUGCAAGACCUCCACCAUCUUUAUGACACUGCUUCAGCCGGGAGCCCUGGAAGUCAUGUCCAAGACUAUCAUCGAUAACUUGUUGAACCUCUUGGGGAAGCCCGUUGGACCAAGGUUGAGAACUGAAAUUGCACAUGUUCCUCCUCUUUAA